Messenger RNA from Dendrobium catenatum, 999 nucleotides. RefSeq lists its product as uncharacterized. The transcript is spliced from 2 exons. Gene Ontology annotation, molecular function: DNA-(apurinic or apyrimidinic site) endonuclease activity; phosphoric diester hydrolase activity; double-stranded DNA 3'-5' DNA exonuclease activity. The record is from RefSeq and is a predicted model, not a curated record. Gene Ontology annotation, biological process: base-excision repair. Lineage: Eukaryota; Viridiplantae; Streptophyta; Magnoliopsida; Asparagales; Orchidaceae. Gene Ontology annotation, cellular component: nucleus. The coding region runs from base 1 to 999 and encodes 332 amino acids.
AUGUUUAACAUCCUCUGCUGGAAUUGCAGAGGUGCUCGUAAGAAGGAGACUGGCAACUUCUUACGACACCUUAUUGGGGAACACAACAUCAGCAUUAUUGGUCUAGUUGAGACCAAAAUGGAAACUUUCUCUAGAACGGACGUGGACAAGCUUGCGGGGAGGAGUUGGGAUUACUGCUUUCAGCCUUUGGUGGGUAGGGCUGGGGGCAUUCUUGUUUUAUGGAAUUGCGCGGUUGGCACCUUCAAUGUCACCUUUCAAACGAACCAAUGCAUCAUGGGGAGUUUUAGGUGGACGUCUUCUCCUUCAUGGGAAUUUGCUGUGGUCUAUGCCGACAAAGACAGGUAUGCUAGGCGGCUGAUUUGGGAGGAUAUGUCGCAGCAUCAUGUUGCUGAUGCCCCAUUGGUUGUGGGCGGAGAUUUCAACUGCAUUAUGUCACAGCGUGAGAAGAAGGGGGGGAGGCCAUUUACUUUCAACCCUGCGGCCAGUGACAUGGGAGAAUUUAUGAAUGCUAACGGCUUGAUUGACCCGAGGUUCUCGGGUCCGGCCUUCACGUGGAAAAAUAAUAAUGACGCUGGAAGUCGGAUUUAUUCGCAUUUGGAUCGGUUUCUGAUCAGCUCAUCCAUUCUGGAUGAAUUUCAGGGUUUGAAGGCGGGCGGCAAGAGGACCUAUUCCUCUUGGAUCCGAUUUGAAGAUGUUUGGGCCAGCUAUCCCAGGGCUUGGCAACUAGUUACGGAAAAAUGGAAGGUGCACGACACCGGCUCGGAAGUUGCGAUUCUGCAGAAAAAGUGCCAAAGGACUCUCAAGGCCUUGUUCUUUUGGAGUAGGAACAAAAUCAAUAUGCUGGAUCAAUUAAAGGGUGAGCUUGAUCGGGAGAUUAGCAUCUUGCAGGAGAUUGAUUGCUCUCCUUCUGGCCUGUCUGAGGCUCAAUUCGAAUCUCUCAGAUAUAAGGUUCAAUUGCUUAAGGCAACUUUGGCUAGAAUCAUGACUUGGUGGGGGUAG